CUUCUCUGCCACGCCUCACCCACAGGGUCGAGGGCGGCGCGUUUACUAAGCUUCGAUCGGGUUCCCCAGGAGAUUCUGCUUCUUUAUCAAUGUAUUUUGACAUCAGAAAGGAAUAUCCUUGGUUUCUUUGGUGUAACUUUUGGUUUAUAUGCCGUAGGCGGCUGAGGUGUUCUCAUCGAAUAAUAUUUCGCCACUGGAUUUGAUAAAUACUGAGAUUUUGUCUUGAAACUGGAUUUAUUAGAUAUACAAAGACCUCGUGAAACAUCCAGUUCUAAGAUUGCUGAGAUUGUCAUUGCCAUUAAGUUGUGGAUAGGUCCUUAUAAGUUCUACUAAAUCACUUUUUAAAUCUAUUUUAGUAAUACUGUGAAGAAUCACAUCAUCAUGGCCAAGACUAAACUUCCCCCAGGCUUCCGCUUCCAUCCAACUGAUGUUGAACUUGUUUGGUACUACUUAAAAAGGAAACUAAUGGGAAAGCCUUUGCGUUUUGAAGCUAUUGCUGAAAUUGAAUUGUACAAAUUUGCUCCGUGGGAUCUCCCAGACAAAUCUCAGUUGCGUAGCAAAGAUCUGGAGUGGUACUUCUUCUGUCCUCGAGAUAGAAAAUAUCCUAACGGCUCUAGAGCAAAACGCACAACUGAAAAUGGUUACUGGAAAGCUACUGGAAAGGAUAAAGCUAUAAUUCACAACUCUUCUACCAUUGGAAUGAGAAAAUCUUUAGUUUUUCAUGUAGGAAAGCCUCCUAAAGGCAGCAGGACUGACUGGAUGAUGUAUGAGUACAGACUUGAAAGCAAGGAAUUGGUUGAUGCUGGAUUCUUUCAGGAUGCAUAUGUAAUCUGCAAAAUCUUCCAGAAAAGUGGUUCAGGUCCUAAAAUUGGGGAGCAAUAUGGUGCACCAUUUAAUGAAGAGGAUUAUGAUGAUGACACAACUACCGAGGAUUUCUUCUCUCUUUGUCCAGAAUCCUUAGGUGUUCAGACUACUUCGUUUAAUCCUGUCACUGAGCAAACUAUGACUUCUACAGUCAGUGAGACAUCUUCCGACCCUGAUCUUGAAGUUGAUGGAAUACUGCUGGAUGAAAUAUUAGAGAUUCUUUAUAGCUCUCCGCCUAGAGAGGAUGCUCAUGACAAGAUCUCUGAUUCAGCCUUUCCUGAUGUGAAUAUCAAUGAAACUUCUUGGGUAGAUCCUGAGGAAAAUCCAUAUUUUCAGGAACUGAUUUCUGGCAACACGCCUUCCACAGACCUUCUCAAUGAAACUGCCUUGUCUUCUAUGCUACGAGAACUUGAAAAUGAGCAGUAUGUGGAGCUCACUGAUUUUUGGUUUCCCGAGGAUAGUGAUCCUUAUCAAUCUACAUUGCUGACUGUUGCAUCAACAUCCAUGCAUAAUAAUCUGGUUCCUGUGGCUGAAAUUACCAAUGAACAACCUCCAAUUAGUAUACAGGAUGAAGAUGUUGGAAGAUUUACCUAUCACCCAGAUGUUCUUGAAUCUGAAUUCCUUCUAGCCAGUUUCAGCAACCCUUUCAUUUGAGGCAUUCAACAUCAGAAAUCUUCAUGAAUGAUCCUAAGACUUUCGAGAACUCCUGAAGCAUUACCCACCCAGAUGCCUCUGCUGAAUAUGAGCUGGGGCUUUCCUGAGUCUGUUCGAAUUUCUGCACUCAACACAGCACAACUUUGUUCUUUGAAGAAUAUUUAAGUUUUCAUGCUGGUCAUAUUCCUUCUAUGUUGUAUAGCCAGGCAAAAAUCCAUGAGAGAUGCCAAUUGUUCUAAUAAAUGAUGGCCAACAGGCAAAGCAACACGAUAUUGCUGCACGAUUCUGCUUGUGCUCCUCCUUUGCAGAAGACACAAUCGUCUGAAGAAAGCUUCCGCCGCUCUCUCGAUUCAAAAUACCGUAUCCUAUGUACACCCGAAUCAACAGCUGGACAUAAACAGAUAUCUUAUCUGUUGCUGUGUUUGUUGGCUCAGUGUCUCAGCAUUUACAAUGCAUCUCUCAAAAUUGACGAGUCCUGGGGUUCUCUCUAUUGCUUUAUGCCAUUACUCUUUACACUUGCCUGGCAAGAGAACCAAGUGAUGAAUUGUCAACUUAUGUCCUGAUCUGUAUUCGAAUCCGGAAAUAAUAUAUUUAUCUCUUCUUAAUCA
Messenger RNA from Zingiber officinale, 2126 nucleotides. Its product is annotated as NAC domain-containing protein 82-like. Gene Ontology annotation, molecular function: DNA binding. The coding region runs from base 382 to 1518 and encodes 378 amino acids. The record is from RefSeq and is a predicted model, not a curated record. NCBI's taxonomy places the organism in Eukaryota, Viridiplantae, Streptophyta, Magnoliopsida, Zingiberales, Zingiberaceae. The transcript has 6 exons. Gene Ontology annotation, biological process: regulation of DNA-templated transcription.